GUAGAACUGGUCAUAUUGAGUCAAAACUCAAUUGUUUGUGUAAUAAACGAAUCCAACUGAAGGGAGAUGCGAAUUUAUGAAGAAGAAAAAAAGGAUCAAACUAAAGGUACCAUUACAAUAUGACACGUGGCGAAACACCAAGACUGAAGCAUAGCCACUAAAAUCAUGCAAACUUGUGUAAUCCGAAACUUUGAAGCUUUUGCGAAAAACCAACCAACGUCACAUAAUCGUCUUCUUCAACUAACAAAAUCCAACUAAUCAUCAUCUGUCUCUCUGGCUCUGGCUUGUGUCUGAGCUCGAACUUAAAGAAAAAGAAUCUCACCAUGUCUUUAGCUCCGAGCAGUUAUCCAUCUCUGUAUUCUUCGCCUUCACUGCCAAGAACCCAGCAAACCAAGCAAAACCCUAGUUUGAUCACUCAAUCCAGUUUCAUUUCCGCCAAAAGUCUCUUCCUUUCGAGCAAUUCGGCUUCUUUAUGCAAUACCCAUGUUGCCAAACGCCGGAAUUUAGCUUUGAAGGCGUCGGAGACAGAGUCUUCAGCUAAAGCUGAAGCAGGAGGAGACGGAGAAGAAGAAGAGAAGUAUGAAACAUAUGAAAUUGAAGUGGAGCAGCCUUAUGGUUUGAAAUUCAGGAAAGGAAGAGAUGGUGGCACUUACAUUGAUGCUAUCUUACCAGGUGGAUCAGCUGACAAAACCGGAAAGUUCACUGUUGGCGAUAGAGUUAUUGCCACAAGUGCAGUAUUUGGAACAGAGAUUUGGCCUGCAGCUGAGUACGGUAGGACAAUGUACACAAUUCGUCAGAGAAUUGGUCCCUUGCUUAUGCAAAUGGAGAAGAGAAAUGGUAAGGCUGAAGAUACUGGUGAGUUAACAGAGAAGGAGAUCAUAAGAGCUGAGAGAAAUGCCGGAUACAUUAGCAGUAGAUUGAGAGAGAUUCAGAUGCAAAACUAUUUGAAGAAGAAAGAACAGAAAGCUCAACGGGAGAAGGAUCUUCGUGAAGGGCUGCAAUUUUCCAAGAAUGGUAAGUAUGAGGAAGCAUUGGAGAGGUUUGAGUCGGUGUUAGGUUCUAAACCAACACCAGAAGAAGCAUCAGUUGCAAGUUACAAUGUUGCUUGUUGCUACUCAAAGCUUAAUCAGGUUCAAGCUGGUCUCUCGGCUCUGGAAGAAGCAUUGAAGUCAGGAUAUGAAGAUUUUAAGAGAAUCAGAAGUGAUCCAGAUCUGGAAACUCUCAGGAAGUCGAAGGAUUUCGAUCCACUUCUGAAGCAAUUCGACGAAUCUUUCAUCAAUGAGAGUGCCAUUAACGCCAUCAAAUCCUUGUUUGGCUUUAACAAGAAAUAGUUCACCUAAAGUUUGUGUCUUUUGAUGUGAUCUGUUCAUAGCUUCUCUUCUCUUCUUGGCUCUAUACAUACUUGUGAGGAAUUUUAUUCGAUCAUAAAUGUGUUCUUUUUUUCUUAAGAAAUUCUUUUAACCAUUUCAUUCAGUUUACGUAUACCAUUUCAUAUGAAGUGAUAAUAAAUCUUCAAAUCUUUGGAUCAAAAGUUUCAUAUUUGGCGAUUUCGAGAUAUUUCGAAGCAUUGAGGGAAUCAUGAUUUAUUCAU
Molecule: messenger RNA, 1591 nt
Organism: Arabidopsis thaliana (thale cress)
Lineage: Eukaryota; Viridiplantae; Streptophyta; Magnoliopsida; Brassicales; Brassicaceae
Gene: ZKT
Product: protein containing PDZ domain, a K-box domain, and a TPR region
Exons: 7
Coding region: 324-1331 (335 amino acids)
Cellular component (GO): chloroplast membrane; chloroplast thylakoid membrane
Source: RefSeq, marked reviewed